CUAAAAUAUUUAACACAGAAGCAGAGAGAGAGAGUGACAGACAGAGAGAGGGAGCGGGAGGGUACGCAUCGGCACAAAGCACACUCAAAGAUCUGACUACUAUCAAGCAAUAUAAUAAUGCAUGGAAGCCCCGAAGACCGUUAUGGGAAAAAGUGUCCGAUUCAAAACAGUUCGCAAGCUCUGCGAUGGAAGGUUGCCAGUACGGCCAUCAUGCAGGUGGUGCACCGCGAACACGAUGGCGUCGAGUUCAAGGUGGUGAACGAGCUGCUGGCGCUGGACGAGGCCUACAGGGGCUACUAUAAGGAAUGGCUGCGUGAGCUCAGCCUGCAGCGUUUGGCCGCCGCCAAGCUGUUUCCGAUAUCGCAGGACUUGCGCUUUCAGUCGGACGCCAUCUGCCGUGAGCCGCAGCCGCGCAACAUCGAUGCCGAGGAGGUGUUGAUUGGCAAAUACCAGCUGCACUAUCAGAUCAUCUUGGGCUCGAACAUGACCAUGAGCCGCGGCCUCGCCACGAUACGCGUCAAUCUGCUGUCGCUGCGUCGCGAAUACAAUAAGCUGGAUCAAAGCGAACCGACGCCCUUCAUACUGGGCGAUGCCUUCCACAAGCCGAUCAAGUUCUUUAUGGAACUGGCCGAGGAGCUGUUCAACUAUUUCUAUAGCCACUAUUUAAAAUUGGAUUGCUAUUCGCGUCACCUGGAUCCGGGCGAUAUGGACUCGCUGGAGAACUAUCAGAAUAUUCUGCAGCCGCGCGAGGAAUUCGGUGACUAUCUCAUGCACAAUCUGAGCUAUUGCCAGUGCCUGCGUCCAAGUCCAUUGUGCCCGGAACUGAUAAAGAGCACAACGAAGAGCAGUGACCUGCUGGACGCCAAACGUCGCGCCCAGCUCAGCCGCUGCCAGCGUCGCGUGGAGAAGAUGAAGAAAAAGGAAGAAGUAAAGGGCAUCGAUUCGCCGAAAAUCGAGGCAUUCGAACUGAACCACCUCAGCUCACGGCUGGCCCAGCUGCGUGAGUACCAGUCGGUGCGGGGACAGGAUCGAACUCUCGUCCAGCGCAUGAUAUACGCACUCAGUCCGUCGCUAAUGCCGGCCAAUUAUAUAUCGACGUCAGCCUCUGUGGCCAGAACUACGAAUAUUGUUGGAUAAAACAAUUGCAGCGAUUCAAGUUAUAUUGGGGUAGGGGCGUGGCAGCUCGAGCUUAUCAAAUUUCACUUCAGUUUCCUGCACCAUUUGUUGAUCGCGUGAUAAAUUUCUAUAAAGUGUUCGCAUUGCCAGCGCAAUCUAUCAUCAUUUGUUCAUAAACUGUGGAACGAGUCAAAG
Molecule: messenger RNA, 1311 nt
Organism: Drosophila arizonae
Lineage: Eukaryota; Metazoa; Arthropoda; Insecta; Diptera; Drosophilidae
Source: RefSeq, a predicted model, not a curated record